CGGGCAAGAGAUUUCCUAAUCAAUCCGACGUGCACGCAGCAAUCUCUCCGCUCUCCGUGCGCGUGGCUUUCGAAUUUUGAAAAUCGCGCACGUGCAUGGAACGUACGGGAUUACCGUACGGGGGAAAGCCGCAUUGAUGCCAACAACGGCGCGAGGUUCCCAAAUAGUGUAAACAUGGCCUCGCGGUAUAGUCACGGUGUUCAGCGAGUUCUAGCGAAAUUAGAGGCCUCGAUAAACUCGGAGAACUACUAUGAAGCCCAUCAGAUGUAUCGAACUUUGUAUUUCAGAUACCUCGGUCAGAGAAAAUACUCCGAACUCCUGGAAUUGCUCUACAACGGGGCGAUGCUGCUGUUACAGCACGAACAGCAUGCAAGUGGAGCCGACUUAGGAAUUCUAUUUGUCAAUGUUUUAACGCAAUCUGGAACAGUACCUGCGCAAGGCUUCUUUGAGAAGAUCACGAGUCUGUUCGGUUUAAUGAGCCCCACGUCUCCGGAAAGAGAUGUGUUUGUGCAGUCAGCACUUAAGUGGAGUAUAAAAGGUACUGAUUACAAAACCGGCCAUCCAGAUUUGCACCAGAAGAUAGCUCAGGUUUUUUGGAGAGAGAAGAAUUACAUAAUGGCAAGGCAACACUUUAUACAUAGUAGAGAUGGUUCUGGAUGUGCUGCAAUGUUGGUUGAACUUCACGAGCAGCGUGGUUACAUGAAUGAAAUAGAUCUCUUCAUAGCUCAAGCAGUCUUACAAUAUCUUUGUUUACAAAACAAAGCGACAGCGCAAGAGGCCUUCAAUUCUUAUACCUCAAGGCAUCCAAAAAUAAACAGUGGUCCGCCAUAUCUUCUUCCUUUGUUAAAUUUCUUGUUUUUCUUACUAAAAACCAUUGACAGUGGUAAACUAGCCGUGUUCACAGUUCUUUGCGAACAAUACCAGAUAUCUUUAAACAGAGAUCCAUGUUACCGACAGUACUUAGAUAAAAUAGGCCAACUUUUUUUCAAUAUCCCACCUCCGCGCCCGCGCAAUCAAGGAUUAUUUGGCUCGUUACUGCAAUCAUUCUUCAAUGGCCUGGAGGAUGACGAUUCGGAUGACGAGCAACGAAAUACAGCCUCAACGUCGCACGCCGCUCAAGAACUUGAUUGAUUAAAGGUGAUGCAGCACUGUGCAGUGUGAUGCUGAAUAUCAAACUUUUAUAUAUUAUUCUUCGACCCAAAUAUUUUCACUAACUGCACCUGUGUUAACCAAAUGAAAUUUCAAGUUGUGAGCGUUACGUUUAUAAAAAAAAGAAGCUGAAAGAAUUACUAUUAUUUGAAGAAAUAGUAAUUCUGAAGUACGUAGAAUCCUGAUACAGAUGGGAUGACUUCUUACGGGAAUUUAUCAAAGUUGUAAGUUAUGUACACUGAAUUCACAAUAGUAGAAUUCAGAUAGGCAUCUUAAUUAUUUUAUACAUAUCUAAUACUUUCUAUACUCUUUUUAGUCAAAUAAGAUUUAUGUCUGUGCAAUAAUGAGAUGCAUACUUUUAAAUAAAAAGUUCAGAAAUUGCAUAAUUUCUUCUGAAAUAUGAACAUUAUAGAAUUAUAUGUAAAAGUUCGAAAGAGUAAAGAGAAUUAGGUUUAUGGUAAAGAUCAAUAUUCCCAAGUUCACACAUUCUGUAUGUGCUGUUAUGAAUUCAGCAAUUAUACUUGAACUUUGAAUAAAAUCCUUGCCAUUAGCUGCGACUUGUAUACCAUUCAUAUAAUCACAUGAAUAUAUACCUACGUAUUUAACUGCUGAAUCGAAAAUUUAUUUUAUAUAAACUAAAAUGCGUGUGGACAAAUAAAUGUGACAUAAAUGUAGCUUCCGAAAAAAAUGCUAACCGAAAUUGCUUGUUGCCGAGACGUCGAGAACGAAAAUUAUACUCGGAGCAACAAACGAUAUAUUUAUUUAUUGGAUUCUAUACAUUGAUAUGGGUAAUCGUUUAAAAUAUUAGAGAAAAAUAAAUGCAUAUAUAUUUCAAGAAAUAAAACGACCAUAACCACACUGUGGAAUAAAAAUCUUCACAGCAUUAAUUAAUAAAGAUAAUAUAAUAUUGCUGUGUAUUAAAAUGGAAACAGAAGCAUAGACAACAUUCAACUAAUAAAUUUAGCUUUGUAAUAAAUAUAUCUCUAGAAACAUAUGUAAGUAUAUUGAGUAUUCUUCAUUAUAUUUUAUUGUCUAUUAUCAGAAUUAUUUAAAGCAAUUAUAUUAUAUUAAUAUAUGACAAUGAUAAAUUGUUAAUUGAUAUUCAUGUUAUAGAAUAAUCGAAAAAUUUUAUUCUUUUUAAUUCAUUUUUUGUAAAAAUUAUACCAUGUAUAAUUAAUUCAAUGAAAAUCAAUAAUAUGUGUAUUUGUUAUUAAUACUUUGAAAUGUAUACUGUCGUUUUAAAAGUGAAUACUCUAUAUAUGAUUGUGACAUCAAUCGGAUCAUGUGUGGAAUUAGUCUUUGAAGGAUUAAUUUAGGUAUUAUAUUUGUAUAAAUCACUUGAAAAAUAUAAUAACAAAUAACGGUUA
Messenger RNA from Monomorium pharaonis (pharaoh ant), 2516 nucleotides. RefSeq names its product Golgi to ER traffic protein 4 homolog. The coding region runs from base 175 to 1131 and encodes 318 amino acids. Gene Ontology annotation, cellular component: BAT3 complex; cytosol. The record is from RefSeq and is a predicted model, not a curated record. Gene Ontology annotation, molecular function: protein binding. The transcript is spliced from 6 exons. Gene Ontology annotation, biological process: protein insertion into ER membrane. NCBI's taxonomy places the organism in Eukaryota, Metazoa, Arthropoda, Insecta, Hymenoptera, Formicidae.